This is a messenger RNA of Nerophis ophidion (straightnose pipefish), 915 nucleotides long. RefSeq names its product trypsin-3. Bases 116 to 859 code for a protein of 247 amino acids. NCBI's taxonomy places the organism in Eukaryota, Metazoa, Chordata, Actinopteri, Syngnathiformes, Syngnathidae. The transcript is spliced from 5 exons. Gene Ontology annotation, molecular function: serine-type endopeptidase activity. The record is from RefSeq and is a predicted model, not a curated record. Gene Ontology annotation, biological process: proteolysis.
ACACACAGUGAGUCAAGAUAAGGUUAGAAAAAGUGUCAGAUAGGAGAGAAGCAGCAGGCUUUAAAAGGUGCUGCAGGUGAAGUGAGCAGACACUGAGGCUCAGACUAAAACCACCAUGAAGGUUUUAAUUUUUCUGGCUCUGUUCGCAGUGGCUUUUGCUGCUCCCAUUGAUGAUGAGGAUGACAAGAUUGUCGGAGGAUAUGAGUGCAGAAAGAACUCCGUGGCUUAUCAGGUGUCUCUGAACGCCGGCUACCACUUCUGUGGAGGUUCCCUGAUUUCCAGCACCUGGGUAGUGUCCGCUGCUCACUGCUACAAGUCUCGCAUCCAGGUGCGUCUUGGUGAGCACAACAUCGAGGUCAACGAGGGCACCGAGCAGUUCAUCAACUCCGCCAAGGUCAUCAGACAUCCCAAAUACAACAGCCGCAACCUGGACAACGACAUCAUGCUUAUCAAGCUGAGCAAGCCCGCCAGCCUGAACAGCUACGUGCGCACCGUGUCCCUGCCCUCCAGCUGUGCCGGCUCAGGCACCCGCUGUUUGAUCUCUGGAUGGGGCAACACCAGCGGCUCUGGAAACUACUACCCUGAUCGCCUGAGGUGCCUGGAUGCUCCCAUCCUGAGCGACAGCAGCUGCAGGGGCUCCUACCCUGGUCAGAUCUCCUCCAACAUGUUCUGUGCUGGAUUCCUGGAGGGAGGCAAGGACUCCUGCCAGGGAGACUCCGGUGGACCCGUGGUGUGUAACGGCCAGCUGCAGGGUGUGGUGUCAUGGGGUUACGGCUGUGCCCAGAGGAACAAGCCCGGUGUCUAUGCCAAAGUCUGCAACUACAACUCCUGGAUUCGCAGCACCAUGUCUUCCAACUAAAGGGACAAAUAUCUUGGAGGGACUAUUGUCCCAUUAAACAAUUGAUGACCCUUGAA